CACAUCACACUGCGUACUAGCGUUGCCCGAUCCUGAUCACGCCUGAAAGAUGCGUGCCGCAGCCGUGCAAUGGGACCUAUCUAGCAUGGGACUGGAAGAGCUGCUUUCUGAGGGCACGAUAUUCUUUCUGGCGAAGGUGCUAGCGGCCGCCAGCGUGGUGGCCUUCGGCCCCGCUUUGGUCCUGGAGUACGUGCCCACAUCCAAGGUCGACGUCCGGGAUGUGUCCAGUGCAGGUUCCCAAGCGGGACGGAUCCAGCGCCUCCUGCUCGCGUUCGCGGGGGGCGGGCUCAUGGCUGAGGCCGCCCUCCACCUCCUCCCCCACCUCUUCCUGCCCAAGCACGACCACGAUGAUCAUGGCCACGAGAGCCUAGCCGACGCGUGCACUCUCAUCGCAGUGGGCUUCCUGGCGGCGUUCGCGAUCGACCGGUUUGUCGGGGUCCGCCAGCAACGGCAGCACGGUGCGGCGGAGGCGGCGGCGGCGCCGCCUGAAGAGGGGAAAGAGGAGGCCGCCGCGGGUAACAAAGAGGAGGCCGCCGCGGUUACCGCCGCCGCCGUCUUGGGCGACAGCGGGGAGGCCGUCCCUGCCGGCGAGACCACCGACGCUAAUAGCGAGGGCCAACAAGAAGACGACGAGCAGCAGCAACGAAAACAGGGAGGAGGAGGAGGAGGAGGAGGAGAAGGAGGAGGAGGAGGAGGUGGAGGAGGAGAAGAAGAAGAACCGGAGGAUUCGACCCGCGAGCUGCUGGAGUAUUCGAGCGCCAGCGUCGAGGACGAGGGGAGCGCGGCCGAGGCCAUGCUCGCCUCCGCGUGCAUAUCGCAGACCCCAGAGAAGAGGGUGAGUACUGCCUCCUCGGAGUCCUGCCGACCCGGAGCGCCCGAAGUCGCGGAGCUCUUCCCGGAAGUUGCCUCGUCGUCAGACUCGGCUGUGGCGGCGCCGUCGUCUCCGGAGCUGACGCUGUACGGGAACCCGAAGGAUGCUGCCACCGGGCAAGAGGAGUCGCCGGCAGAUGCCGCGGUUUCGAAAGGACACGCCGUCCUGGUGAGGGGCGGUAGGGGCGACGCAGCCUGCAUUAAGGGCGACCACCACCAAUACCACCACGACCACGGACCGGCUGAUGCUGGGGCGUACGUGACGCUGGCGGUGGACUUCUUGCACAACCUCAUCGAUGGGAUCGGGAUUGGUGCGGCGUACGCAGUGGGGGGCGACGCGGUGGGGCACGCAACUGCUGCUCUGAAGCUGGUGCACGAGGUGCAGCACGAGAUCGGCGACGUAGCGACGCUAGUCCAGUGCGGCAUGAGCAAGCACCACGCGAUCCACAUCCAGCACACCACCGCGGCUGGCGUGUUUCUCGGGGUGGCCAUCAGCCUGGGGGCCGGCGCGUUCCCCGAGGGCCUCCUCGCCGCCUGCCUCGCCCUGUCCGCCGGAGCGACUUUUCACCUCGCUUCCGGACCGGUCCUCGGACCGGUCCUCGCCAUCCCGGCGGACGUCGGCGGACCCGUCCAGGGUGUCCUAGAGGUGGCGGCGUUGGCCGCCGGGGCGGCGGGGGUGGUGGCGAUCGGCCUGGCCGAAGGGUGGGCCGGGAUAGGCCACUAGAGUGGACGCUCUGCCGCCAAAGAAUAAGCUCUGUCUUUAUGGGAUUCUCACUGGCGAGUUGGAUUGUAUCCCAAGGGUUUGUUUGCCUCUUCUACGGAACGUUGGGGGGAGGGCUGUUUAUUGAACGGAAGGGGGGUGGGUUCGACACUGCUUCGCUCGACGUGUUUGGUUGGAGUGGUAGUACACUGUUUUGUGCAAUGAAGAGGGGGGGGCGGGCGAUGGGAUAUUUGGUUGGAAGAGGAACUUGGUGCAGCGACCACAUGCGCGGCUCGCGGCAGCGGCUGCUCAGCGGGGUCGGGGUAAGCGAAGCGGGGGUAAAUUCGGAGGCAAGAACGGAGAAGGGGGCACGCGGAUGGACAGGUGAAGGGCCCCCGGUCACGAACGGGAGAUAUUUUGCUACAGGAAAAUCUCUUGUAUGUAGAUUAAAUUUUUGUACAUUAUUUUAUGGGGCACACAAAACAGUACCAGGGGAAAUGGGGAAGGUUGAGGGUGGGGUCGGGGUUGGGGUUGGGGAGCCGGGGCGAGCAAAACAGGCGAGGCAGAAGCACGUAGAGAUUGGAGGGGGAUAGGAGAAGGUCGUCUGAACGGCUACUUUCCUGAUGCGGUGCUCGCUUACCCCUCAGGUACAUGAUGGACGAAGGAAAACUUAGGCAGCUCUCGUAGUCUCUUAAAACAACGGAGAUCAUUUUUUCGUUUCUUGAUUCCCCCAUAACGGGAGAGUUCAGCAGAGAACGUUCUGCGUUAGCGCGGUAUGAGAGGGGACAGGAGGGGACGAGGCUGCUCAGAGAUGCGUCUCGGUGUGCAUGUAACGAACUUCUCCUCUUUCCCGUGUUGUCGUCUCAAGGGCAGCAGAAGGUCGCACUACACCUGUGCGGUGUUGGGCAAAGAAUCGCCUCCACCUCCAUGAAGGCCUCCUGCCCGCGGCGCACCUGCCUGCUUUUAUUUUCAGUUUUCGAGACGUACGUAUGUAUAUCCGUGUUCUUUCCUGGCGUCUCUCGCUCCUGUCUGUGUGAAAGCCGCUGCAUAACAGAGGUACGUGCGCGCAGUAAAUUUUGUGUUACGGUAGUGGAGGACCCUCAAUGACGCCGGUAUGUGCCUGGAGCAGCGAGUGACGCUGUUCAGAUGGACCCGCGAUGUACAGAAUGACGUGGUGACUCAGUGUGUGGUGUCCAGCAAUUUCACCAGCGCUAUCUAGGCCACCGGCGCUAAUCAGCCGGCGUUGUUGACGCCCCACCAUUGUAUAGAAAUAUCCUUUACAAAAUUCGUCGCUUGUAUCUGACGCCCUGAUUUAUUUCGGGUUUACUGCUGGUGGAAUGCAUCUUGUCCCCGGAGAGACAGGCGAGCGUUGUGCCUGGUUUUGGGCUCGAUCACAUUGGCUGUGAGCAAGACCACAUGUUGGGCGCAAGAAUAGCAAGAUUUACGUGUAUUAGGGAGCGUGUUCCGGGGAUCUGAUGGAUGACGAGAAGGAAGAUGCUCGCGCGCCGCCUUGCUGCAGUCCUUGCGGUCUAAUGGG
Molecule: messenger RNA, 3107 nt
Organism: Ectocarpus sp. CCAP 1310/34
Lineage: Eukaryota; Phaeophyceae; Ectocarpales; Ectocarpaceae
Source: the annotation of a GenBank genome assembly